Molecule: messenger RNA, 3357 nt
Organism: Paramecium pentaurelia
Lineage: Eukaryota; Ciliophora; Oligohymenophorea; Peniculida; Parameciidae
Source: the annotation of a GenBank genome assembly
UAAUGAGCUACAAAUAAUAAAAAGAUGUGGAAGCACAAUUUCAAUCUUAAUUAACUAUAGAUGACUUGACCGAUUUAUUCAAGCUGAACUCAAUCAAUGAGGGUAUAAGCAUGUAAAAGGUAAAAUAAUAUGGAGAUGAUGUUGGUAUUGCAAGGAAAUUAAAUACAGAUUUAAAAGUAAUCAUAAUUAGUAUAUGAUAAGAAAGGAUUUUCAGAUAAGGGUGCAAUAGAGAAGUCAAAACAAGUGUAUGGAGACAAUACACCAGUUGAAAAAGAGCCAACAACAUUAUGUGAAUUGAUUAUGGAAUGUUUGGGAGAUACUAUGCUACAGAUUUUAUUAAUAGCUGCUCUGGUUUCAACUGUGAUUGGUAUGAUCAAUGAAGGAGUAAAAACAGGAUGGACUGAAGGGUAAUAGAUUGUAUAAUAUAUAUUAGUGCAACGAUAUUUUUUGCAAUAUUCUUGAUCAUUUCAAUAACAGCAGGAAAUAAUUAUCUUAAGGAGAGACAGUUUAGAUAAUUACGUAGAAAAUUAGAUGAUGGAAAAUGUUAAGUAAUUAGAGAAGGUAAAGUAACAGAAAUACAAACAAAGGAUAUAGUCGUUGGAGAUUUGUUAAUUUUCAAUUUAGGUGAUUUGUUUGUUGUAGAUGGUAAUAGAGUGUAUCAAAUUAAAUAGGCAUGAUGGUUUAAGGAAGUGCAGUGAAAAUUGAUGAAUCACCUAUGACAGGUGAGAGUGAUGAGAUAAAGAAGUUACCAUAUAAUGAGAUGGCAUAAUAAUAACACAAUUAAUUAAAUGUAAAUCAAGAAGCAGCUAGAGGACAUGUAAGUCCGUUUUUAAUAUCAGGAACGAAAUGUCUUGAUGGAACAGGACAAAUGAUUGUAUUAGCAGGUAAAGAAAAUAUAUAAAUAUAAAAAGUUGGUUAGAAUACAGUUUCUGGAAAGUUAAAACAACUGUUAAUACAAGAGAAUCCUCCAACUCCAUUAUAACAAAAAUUAGAAGGGGUUGCUUCAGAUAUAGGUAAAUUGGGAGUAGUUGUGUCCAUUUUAACAUUUAUUGCUUUGAUGGGACAUUUAGGUUAUGAUUGUUAUUUAGGUAAGUUUCCAUUUCUGAGUAUUAAGACAUUACAAAUCUUAGUGGAAUCUUUCAUGAUAUCCGUUACAAUCAUUGUUGUGGCAGUACCUGAAGGAUUACCAUUAGCUGUAACGAUUGCAUUAGCAUAUUCAGUUGGUAAAAUGAAAGAUGAAUAGAAUUUGGUUAAGAAUUUAUCAUCAUGUGAAAUAAUGGGUGGAGCAAAUAAUAUUUGUAGCGACAAAACAGGAACUUUAACAUAAAAUAUAAUGUAAGUUGUAGCAUUAUGGACUGAAUAAGAAAUAUUUAAAGAUUAAGUUCAUACUAAUAAAAAUAAAAUCAAGAAGGAAACAAUUGAAUUCAUGUGUGAAAGUAUAUGUUAUAAUUCAAAUGCAUUUCCAGAGAAGGAUCCAUAAACAAAUAAAUGGAUCCAAAUAGGAAAUAAGACAGAAUGUGCUUUAUUAGAAUGUUCAGAUAAUUUUGGAUAUAAUUUUAAUCAAUUCAGACCAAGUGAUAAGGUAUUAAGGUAGAUUCCAUUCAACAGUAAAAGAAAGAAGAUGAGUACAGUAAUUUACAAUUAGAAAUCAUAAUAUAUUAGAGUCUAUACUAAAGGUGCCUCAGAAAUAGUAUUGUCAUAAUGUAGCAAAUACAUCGGAAAAAAUGGUAUUGAAUAGUUGUUGGAACCAUAAUUGAAAAAGAAUAUUUAUGAUAAUAUUAUCCAAAAAUUUGCCUCAGAUUCUUUAAGAACAAUAGCCAUUGCUUAUCGAGAUCUUGAUCCUUAAUCACAUGGAUCAAAUGUUAGAGGAUAGAUUUCAUAAUUGACUAAAAUAGCAUAAAAUAUUCCUGAAGAUGAUUUAGAUAAAGAUUUAGUGUUGAUAGCUAUUGCAGGCAUAAAAGAUCCAAUUAGACCUGAUGUACCUAAUUCAAUUAAAUAAUGCCAUGCCUCUGGUGUAAAAGUGAGAAUGGUUACAGGAGAUAACAUUCUUACUGCAACUGCUAUUGCUAAAGAAUGUGGAAUACUACCAACAAAUAGAGAAAUAAGUGAAUGGGAAGUAGUAGAAGGUAAAAAGUUUAGAGAAUUUGUUGGAGGAUUAAAGGAUGAAAUUGUUGAUGGAAAAACAGUGAAAGUUGUAGGUAAUAAGGAAAAUUUUGCCAGAGUUAGUAGGGAUAUGAAAGUCAUGGCUAGAGCAUCUCCAGAAGAUAAAUAUAUUUUGGUUACAGGUUUGAUUGCUGAAGGAAAUGUUAUUGCUGUCACAGGAGAUGGUACAAAUGAUGCUCCAGCUUUAAAGAAAGCAGAUGUUGGAUUUGCUAUGGGUAUUACAGGAUCUGAUGUUGCCAAAGAUGCUGCAGAUAUCAUUUUAUUAGAUGAUAAUUUUAGUUCCAUUAUUACAGGUAUUAUAAUUUACUAAUUUAGCUAUGAAAUGGGGUAGAAACAUAUAUGAUUGCAUUAGAAAAUUCAUCUAAUUUUAAUUGACUGUCAAUUUAGUAGCUUUGUUCAUGUCAUUUUUAGGAGCUGUGGUUCUCAAGGAAUCUCCAUUGAAUACUAUUGAAAUGUUAUGGGUUAAUCUUAUUAUGGAUACUUUUGCUUCUUUAGCCUUAGCAACUGAACCUCCAAGCAUUACUGUACUUGAAAGAUAACCAUACAAAAGAGAUGAUAAAAUUGUGUCACCAACUAUGAAUAGAACAAUAGUAGGUGGAUCAAUUUAUUAAAUUUGUGUACUAUGUGGCAUAUUAUUUUUGCUUCCUUAAUAUAUGGAUUUAUCUAUGCCUGCAGAAUUAAUUGGAUAAAAAGUAAUCUACUUAUUAAUUUAUUUAGUUCCAUAAAAAUGUAGUCUAAAUGAGUAUUUUUUUUUAAACUUUUGUUGUUAUGCAAGUCUUUAACUCUAUUUCUUGCAGACAACUGGAUUACAAGACUAUAAAUCCAUUUGCAAAUGCUUGUAAUAACCCUUUGUUUUGGGGUGUCUAAACUUUUACGUUGAUUAUUUAAUGCGUGCUCAUCUAAUAUGGAGGUAAAUUUGUUAAGGUUUCUCAUUUAACUUUACAAUAACACCUCUUAUGUCUUGGAUUCGGUGUUGGCAGCAUCAUAUUCUCAAUUCUUGUAAAGAUUGCUGUCCCUGAACGUUGGUGUUAAUUUGUUGAGUUGUUUAGAGAAUCAGAAUUAUAAUCAGGAGAUAUGGAUACCUCCUUGACAAGUGUUCUUAGAAGGAAAUCAACUAACAGAUUGGGUAAUUCAAAAAGGAGUAUUGACUAGCAAGGCAGCUAGGGUAGAAUGAGUGCUUAAAGAAUGCAAUGA